This is a messenger RNA of Purpureocillium lilacinum, 564 nucleotides long. NCBI's taxonomy places the organism in Eukaryota, Fungi, Ascomycota, Sordariomycetes, Hypocreales, Ophiocordycipitaceae. The record is from RefSeq and is a predicted model, not a curated record.
AUGAACAACGAUAGUGGGUACGAUCAAGCCGUAUCGCCGGGGGCAAUCCUGGAGGAUGAAGACAUCCAAGUGGCGUGUCCACCUCCCGACAAGCGAAUGGUGAAGAAGCGGAAGAGAUGCGACGGGGGAAUCGCGGCCCGCAUUGCCGAUCGAGUAGACGUAGUCGUCUGGUUUUGCCUUGCCUGUGGCCGGUGCGAGGCAUGGAAGGAGCAUUCUAGAUACAGUCCGUGGUCAGACACUUGGACGUCGUUUAGUGGAAGGAAACUAAAAGAGCCGGGGAGGGCGUUGGCCCGUCUUGGAUGCACAGAGGAGCGCGUGGAGGAUCUUCUCCGUAGAUCACGGUAUCCAUCGGAGAUGGUGCUUCACUUGCCUAAUAUAGACCUGACGAUGGCUUCAACCUUGAGUGACACGAAAAUGACCACCUUGGCUACCAAUAACAAGAUAACCCCCGGAGGGCACAUUACAACUAUGGAAAGCCACCUGCAGGGUUGCGAUUCAGUGAGUGCCGUGAGGCACGAAGCUGAAUUGUUCAAGGGCUACGAAGAACAGGAGGGAGCAUCGUAG